GCAGCUGUCCCUAGCAUACCAGGCGUGUCAUCAGUCCAGAGAUUUGAGAAUUAAGAGGAGCUAGGCACUGCAGAGCCACUCUCACAGCUUUCCUUUGGUUGGUUGACUUACGGUCCUUCCUUUAAAGCCUUCUGUAAAAUUAUUCUCCAAAUCCAACUUGUUUUGGGCCGGGGGCCCCCAGUAUGGCGGACCAGUACAAUACCAACGAGGUAAAAAUCCUGAAAGACAGUCACACCAAAGAGAUCGACUUGAUCAACAGGGACCCCAAGCAGAUCAAUGAAGAUGUUGUGAAGGUUGAUUUUGAGGAUGUGAUAGCCGAACCAGAUGGCACCCACAGUAUGGAUGGAGUCUGGAAGGCCAGCUUCACCACCUUCACCGUCUCCAAGUACUGGUGCUAUCGCAUACUAUCAGCUGUCUUCGGCAUCCCAGUGGCGCUGCUGUGGGGCUUUUGUUUCGCCUGCAUUUCCUUCUGCCACAUUUGGGCUGUCAUGCCCUGCAUCAAGAGCUGUCUGAUCGAGACCCAAUGCCUGAGCCGAAUUUACUCUCUCUGCAUCCACACCUUCUGCGAUCCCUUGUUCGAAGCACUAGGGAAGAUAUUCAGCAGCGUUCGGGUGGUGUUACGCAAAGAGGUUUAGAUUUAUCAGAGCGAUGUCAAUGUUUACUUGUUUUGCCCUUGGUGGAAAAUGCUUUAUUUUACAAAGAUUUAAUUGUGGUUCAGGCGGUUAGGUUUUCAAGUCCAUUUAAACAGCUAGAAGGACUCUGGGGAAAGAUGAGUUAUUAUGAAAUGUAUACUGCCCCCUGUCGAUAUGCAUGGUCAAACUACAAUAGUUUUUCUCAGUAUGUACUGGACUUUGGGAGCAAUUGAGGAGUAGUUCAGAGAAAUGCAGGUGAUGAAAUGACAUUCUCACUGCAAAUGUCUUAUUAUCAUAAAUCAUAGGGAUUCUCUCUGUUGUCAGAUUUUAAAAAGGAAUGUUUCAUGUGUGAUAUUUUUAUCAUGGCAAUAUGUUUUGUCAAAUAUAUUGUGUACAACUGCUAAUUAAACAGGAUUUUAAACAUGAA
Molecule: messenger RNA, 1059 nt
Organism: Triplophysa dalaica
Lineage: Eukaryota; Metazoa; Chordata; Actinopteri; Cypriniformes; Nemacheilidae
Gene: cav3
Product: caveolin 3
Exons: 2
Coding region: 183-635 (150 amino acids)
Biological process (GO): caveola assembly; regulation of membrane potential
Cellular component (GO): caveola
Molecular function (GO): connexin binding; molecular adaptor activity; transmembrane transporter binding
Source: RefSeq, a predicted model, not a curated record